Molecule: messenger RNA, 2124 nt
Organism: Alternaria burnsii
Lineage: Eukaryota; Fungi; Ascomycota; Dothideomycetes; Pleosporales; Pleosporaceae
Exons: 5
Coding region: 1-2124 (707 amino acids)
Molecular function (GO): carboxypeptidase activity
Source: RefSeq, a predicted model, not a curated record
AUGAAGGCAACUCUUUUGGCACUCGCUGCUAUUGGCGCGCAAGCCUGCCAGCGUGAACGUGCAUUUCUACAUCACCCACAUAAGCAUGUCAAGCGGCAAUCCGUUUUCCCUCCAGCCUUGACACCCGAUGAAGAGAUAUUGCUAAACUCCUUUGACUCCGUAUCAAUAUCCGAAUGGUCAUACUACUACACUCAUGGCCAACAUUUGGCUGGUCAGAAUGAGUCGAUGGCCCAGUGGACUGCCGACAAAUGGUCUGAAUACGGAUUCACCUCAAGGCUCGACGAGUACUAUGUCUUCCUUAACUACCCUGUAUCGAACUCGCUGCAGCUCACAUAUUCCAAUGGUAGCACUUACACUCCUACCCUUAUGGAAGAUGUACUGGCAGAGGACGAGACAACGAGCUAUCCCAAUAGCGUUCCAGUCUUCCACGGCUACAGUUUCACCGGCAACGCAUCUGCAGAAUACGUUUACGUCGGACGAGGCCAGCAAGUUGACUUUGACCGCCUCGCGGCGCUUGGUGUCGAUCUUGAGGGCAAGAUUGCGCUGGCAAAGUAUGGUGGCCCAUUCCGUGGCCUCAAGGUUAAGAAUGCUCAGGACCACGGUAUGAUCGGUGCUGUGAUUUUCAGUGACCCUAGCGAUGAUGGAAACAUGACGGAAGCAAAGGGAGUGGCCCCCUACCCUUAUGGUGGUGCGAGAAACCCUUCAACCGUCCAACGUGGAUCCGUCCAGUUCUUGUCUACUUAUCCAGGAGACCCGACUACUCCUGGUUACGUCUCCAAGCCAGACUCACCACGCGCAGAUCGCACCAACAUCACUCCACAGAUUCCAUCAUUACCUAUUUCUUGGAUUGAAGCCCAGCCUCUACUUCAGGCACUCAACGGCUUUGGAACCAACGGCACUGCAGUCAACAGAACAAACUGGGUUGGUGCCAUUCCCGGAGUUGGUUAUUUCACAGGCGAGGGAUCUGGCGCAUCUCUAUCGAUGAGUAAUGUGAUGAACGACACGUAUGGCACAAUCUGGAACGCCGUUGGUAUCAUCAAUGGUACGCUUGAGGAUGAAGUCGUCAUUGUUGGCAACCAUCGUGACGCUUGGAUUGUUGGCGGUGCUGCCGAUCCUAACUCUGGAUCUGCCGUGCUCAUUGAGUUGGCCAAGGCAUUUGGCGCCCUCGCUGAGACAGGUUGGAAGCCCUUGCGAACAAUUGUCCUCUGCAGUUGGGACGCCGAGGAGUACGGCCUCGUUGGAAGCACUGAGUGGAUGGAAGAGUACAUCCCCUGGCUCAAGAACGCUGCAGUGUCCUACCUCAACAUUGACGUCGCGGUCAGCGGGCCCAUCCCAGACGUUUCCGCAACUCCAGACCUCCACGCCGUUGCUACGAAUUUGAUGAAGAAGAUCGUUUACCCUUACCGAAACGAUACUGGCCUUACCAUGUACGACGUCUGGUCGCACGAGAGCGGCGAGGUGGGUGUUCUGGGUAGUGGAAGUGACUACACCGCCUUCCUCCACCGUGGUAUUGCAUCCAUCGACAUGGGAGCUGGUGGAGGUCCAAACGACCCGGUCUAUCCCUACCACAGCAAUUACGAUUCGUACCACUGGAUGGCUACCUUUGGUGACCCUGGCUUCAUCACCCACAAGGCCAUGGGACAGUUUCUUACUCUGCUCUUGUACCACAUGGUAUCCGACCCUGUCGUGCCCCUUGAGCCAGCAGACUACGUCUCUGAAUUCAACACGUACCUUGAAGAUCUCGAGACGGAAAUCAGUGGUAGCAACUUCACUGUUGACCUUACGAACCUUACUGCUGCAAUCGCCCAGUUCGAAACCUCGGCCCAGGAGUUUGUUACGUUGAGAGAUCAAGCUGUUGCUGCAAAUGAUACUGAGCUUAUCACCGUGCAGAACCACAAGGCACGCGAUUUCUCCAGAGGCUUUACCUCGCAGGGUGGCUUGCCCACAAGGGAGUUUUAUCAGCAUACAAUCUUUGCUCCUGGACGUGAUACUGGAUAUGCUCCGGUCACCUUUCCUGGUAUUACUGAGAGCAUCACAUUCGAUCAAGAUGCAGACUUGGCGCAGGAGUGGGUGCAGAAGACUAGCUCUGCGAUCUUGGUCGCUGCUAGUAUCUUGAAGACGUAA